Leptosia nina is the source of this 1533-nucleotide messenger RNA. The record is from the annotation of a GenBank genome assembly. NCBI's taxonomy places the organism in Eukaryota, Metazoa, Arthropoda, Insecta, Lepidoptera, Pieridae.
AUGUUAAUUGUGACGUUACUCGCUUUUCUUAGUAUAUGUGAUGGAUACAGGGUGUUACUAUUUUUUCCCAUACCAGGGAAAAGUCAUUCGAUAUUGGGAGAGGCUUAUAUACGCCAUUUAGUAAACGCCGGGCACGAGGUGACGUACAUAACACCCAUACCAAUAAAAACCCCACCAGCACGUGUUCGUCAAGUAGAUAUUUCCGAAACAGCGGGUCUACUAUCAGAAGAACUAUUCAACAUUGAGAAGCUUAUGUAUAAGGAAUUGGACUUGCAACAAAUCUCAUUAUUCGAGGUCGUAUUACGGAAUUUUCUCAAUGGGACCCUACAUGGAAAGGCUAUGCAUAAAUUCCUACAUGACCCGAAAGAAGAGUACGACGUCGUCAUAGUAGAAUGGCUUUACUCUGAACUCGGCUCUGGAUUGUCGACAGUCUUUAACUGUCCCCUCAUUUGGUCCACAUCCACAGAAGUCCAUUCCGGUAUAAUAUCUCUAAUUGGUGACGAUUUGAACCCAUCGUAUGCAAUCAAUAUAUGGGACAGAGAUUUCUCAUCUCCCUUGUAUCGAUUCAAAAAUUUAUGGACUUACCUGGAGAACAAGUAUAAUAAAUGGACAUACGUAGAGCCAGAAAAUUUAAUAUUUGAACAAGCAUACCGAACGGCCGUUGAAUUGAGAGGAAGACGUCUGCCCUCCUUCGAUGAAGUCAGAUUCAACGCUUCUAUCAUGCUAGGGAACAGCCACAUCGCUGCCGGCGAAUCAUAUCCACUUCCUCAAGCCUACAAGAUGAUUGGAGGAUAUCAUCUCAAAGGUGUAAUGGAACCUCUGCCAAAGGAUUUGCAAAAAAUAAUGGACGAAGCGAAGGAUGGUGUCAUAUACUUCAGUUUGGGUACAAUGCUGAGGAGCAGUGCCCUUCCAGAGGCGAAGAAACGGGAAUUGCUGACGGCCUUCAGCAAGUUGAAGCAAACGGUAGUAUGGAAACACGAGACGCCUAUGUCAAAUGUACCAAAGAACGUACACGUAUUGCAGUGGGCACCGCAGCAAAGUAUAUUAGCACAUCCAAAUACGAUUUUGUUUAUAACUCACGGUGGACUACUAUCUUUAUAUGAAUUACUGGAUGUUGGUGUACCGCUUAUUGGAAUACCAAUGUUUGGCGACCAGUUUACCAACAUAAACAGAGCUGUGCUUAAAGGAUUCGCGAAGAGAUUCGACAUAGGAGAACAGCCUGUUAGUCAACUAGUGGAGUAUAUUAAGGAAAUGAUAGAAAAUCCUUUAUAUCGUCAAAGAGCGAAGGAAAUGUCGUUAGUUUUCCAUUCCCAUGUGGUACCCCCAGGCCAGGAAUUGGUACAUUGGGUCGAACACGUCAUCAAGACGCGAGGAGCACCACACUUUCGUUCAGUGUCCAUGCGUUUGCACUUCUACCAAAAGUACUACUUAGAUCUUCUCACAUUUAUUUUACUUCUUCUCAGUACCAUAGUUUAUGUCGCAAUAAAGAUUCUUAAACGUAAGACACCCGUAGAUCUUAAGAAACACGAAUAA